GAUCUGUCACUGCUGGCUGCUGAAAGUGAAUCAAAACAAAAUAAAUUGUGCAAUUCUCUCGGCAAACUGGUGGAAUGUUCUCGGAUUUCUAGAUCGGAAAAAUCCUUUAAUUUACGGUACUUUUCAUAAAAAAGGAUAUUUAAACACAUUCGACACAAGAUGAUGCGCUACGAGGGAAAUCAGGAGCUGGCGGAUAAAACGGCCUGCGCCCGGGUGAGAGCCGAUUUGAAAAUGUGUCUGCUGAAGAGCGAUUGCUGUGCGAAGGAUAAGAACUUGCCUCGUGAUUGUCUGUACAAAACCGAUGGGACCGUGCCAGACGAGUGUCACGCUUUGCGGAACACAUUUUUCGAGUGUAAGCGGUCGUUGUUGGACAAUCGAACCCGAUUCCGGGGCAGAAAAGGAUAUUGAAUCCCUGUGUACUUUCCGGUUUUUCUGUUAUCAGCGUUUUGGAUUAGGAUGGGUACCAACUCGAUACCUAACCGGUGGUGCAGUAUUCUGGCUGCGUCCUUAUUGUAAGGUAGAUUUAUCAUUUGUUGUGAUUCAUUGAAAGAGGGUGGAUUGAAAUAUAAUUCAAAGGCUUGUAGUUUACAAUUUAACAUA
Molecule: messenger RNA, 600 nt
Organism: Uranotaenia lowii
Lineage: Eukaryota; Metazoa; Arthropoda; Insecta; Diptera; Culicidae
Product: cytochrome c oxidase assembly factor 5
Exons: 3
Coding region: 160-408 (82 amino acids)
Biological process (GO): mitochondrial respiratory chain complex IV assembly
Cellular component (GO): mitochondrion
Source: RefSeq, a predicted model, not a curated record